AUGGCGCCUCUUAAAAUUGUUUCACUCGCCGCUGCCUCUGCGCUCCUGAUGGCCCGCGUAGCACAAGGAGAUGGACAGCAAGGCGGAGGCCUAGAGGAGGAAGCAUCGCCAACCUACACAGUAGAGCUUGGUGAACCCAACGUGUGCCUUGAGGAGAUCAACGCUGCUCGCGAAGGCGCUGGACUAGAACACUUCUCGAUGGAAGAGGAAGGCUUAAAAACGUGGCCUAAAACUGGCUCAGAAAAAAGUGGACAACAAGCAAAGCCAUGGGAUCCUGUUUGCGCUGCCCUGAUAAAACAGAGGCGGACUGCGCUGCCGCAGUGA
Messenger RNA from Eimeria mitis, 324 nucleotides. RefSeq names its product SAG family member. NCBI's taxonomy places the organism in Eukaryota, Apicomplexa, Conoidasida, Eucoccidiorida, Eimeriidae. The transcript is spliced from 3 exons. The coding region runs from base 1 to 324 and encodes 107 amino acids. The record is from RefSeq and is a predicted model, not a curated record.